Molecule: messenger RNA, 840 nt
Organism: Clonostachys rhizophaga
Lineage: Eukaryota; Fungi; Ascomycota; Sordariomycetes; Hypocreales; Bionectriaceae
Source: the annotation of a GenBank genome assembly
AUGGCCCCUUUAGUUUGGUUCAUCACUGGCGCUAAUUCGGGUUUCGGCCUCCUACUUGCACAGCACGCUCUAGCUAAGGGUGACACUGUCAUCGCCACGGCAAGGAGCGUCGCCAAAUUCCCCAAGGCCCUCCAAACCUCUUCCGCAGUCCUCAUGCAGAUCGAAAUGACAGCGCCCGAGGCCGAGAUUUCCGGCAUCAUCGAUCAGAUCGUCGAAAAACACGGCCGCAUCGACGUUCUCGUAAACAACGCCGGGUUCGCCCACGUGGGCGCCGUCGAGGAGAUCUCUUCCCAGGAGGUCCGGUACCAGUUCGACGUCAACUUUUUCGGCCUGUACAACUUCACGAGAGCCACGAUCCCCCACAUGAGGAAGCAAGGGUCCGGAGUGAUUGUCCAACUCUCCAGCGGGGCUGGUCUCCUCGGCAGUCCGGGCGGGGCAGUCUACUGUGCGUCCAAGUUUGCCGUCGAGGGGCUCACGGAGAGCAUGGCCUCGGAGCUGCAGCCGUUUGGCAUCAGAGUCCAUCUGGUGGAGCCGGGCAUCUUCAGGACUGACUUCCUAAAACCGGUGGCGGAGGGGAGGAACAUGGGACAGAAGAAGGAAGGGUAUGUUGACAUUGGCAGCGCCAUGGGUGCCAUACACGGGAGCCAGCCUGGCAAUCCACAGCUUGGGGUCGAGAGGAUUUACGAGUUGGUGACGGGCACGGGGAUGGCUGCCGGCUUGCAGGACCAGUUGAGGAUGCCGAUGGGGUCGGACUGUUACGGCAUGUUGAAGAAGAAGGUGGCUAUGCUCAGUGAUACCGUUGAGAAGUUUGAAAAGAUCACGGCCAGCACGGAUUAUUAG